Messenger RNA from Pollicipes pollicipes, 1915 nucleotides. Its product is annotated as DAP3-binding cell death enhancer 1. NCBI's taxonomy places the organism in Eukaryota, Metazoa, Arthropoda, Thecostraca, Pollicipedomorpha, Pollicipedidae. Gene Ontology annotation, molecular function: protein binding. The transcript has 3 exons. Bases 38 to 538 code for a protein of 166 amino acids. The record is from RefSeq and is a predicted model, not a curated record.
ACUACGAGCCGAGUUCGCCGCCGACCACGACCGUCUGAUGGCGAACCUGCAGAACGCGGCCGGCGCCGGUGUCGCCGCCUCCCGGCCGAAGCAGGCACUGGAGUGUUUCCGGCGGGCCGCGGCGCUGGGGUCGCCGUCGGCCUGGUUCAACACGGGUGUCUGCUUCCAGCAGGGGCUCGGCACGCGCGUGGAUGUGGAGAAGGCCGCCGUCUGCUACGAGGAGGCGGUCCGGCUGGGCCACGCCGCCGCCGCCUACAACCUGGCGCUGCUGCUGGCCGGCGGCGCCGUCCUGUCCACAUGCGACGUGACGGACCUGCUGCGGCGCGCGGCGGACGGCGGCUGCGCUGAGGCCGCCGCCUUCCUGCACACCUGGUGCCGGUGGUGCGACGACCUGGAGGACGGCGAGGCAGAGGAUGGCGGCGCGGUGCCGUCGCCGCCCGGCCGGUCCGUAUCGCUGCCGACUCUGGCGGACGGCUGGCCCGGCUGCGGCUCCGGGGCCGGCCGGCCGCCGACGCCGGGCCGCCUGCCCUGGCCGUGACCGGCCUGGCACCGCCGUGGCGGAUGGGCCGGCUGAUGCUCCGGGACCCGACCGCCGGCGCUGAGCCGCCUGCCCUGGCCGUGGCCGGCCUGGCGCCGCCGUGGCGGAUGGGCCGGCUGCUGGCUGUGCGUCUGUGGUGAGCAGAAUGCCGGCUGCGUGUCUGUGACUGUCUGAGUUCCUGCGGACUGCGCGACCGGGACUUCUCAACUGCCGUAGGGAUGUGCGCCCUGGAAUGAUGAGCCCCGUCUUUGUCUGGGAUGGCUCGUCUGCCGCUGCCUCUGCGUCCUGAGUGGCUGGACUUCUAGUGAUGCUCGUGCGAUGGUAUGACGGCUGUGCUGCUGUGCGUAUCAGCGUGGGGCUUCUCACCGUGUGCUGCUGUGCGUGCCAGCAGGGUGUGGUGGCUACUGUUUCUGCAUGUUCGUGAUGACGUGGCGGCUGGGGGCCUGGGCUGUGGGCCCGGGCCUGGGCGGGGCUGGGCCGCUCCGGCGCUGACAUCCGGUCCCAGACAGCGGUGUUCCAGCCGCCUGAAGUCAGCGGCCGGCCCCGGCCUCAAACGCGGGCGCCGCCCUGCGGAUCGGACGGAUCGGGGACGUGGCACCUGACAGGACGGUGUUAGUUCCGAUGAAGUGAUUUUGCCAGCUGUGACGAUAGGGGGCUACAAUCUUACCACUGUGAUCACUUUCCAACGUUUUAUUCUUUUUUCAACUGUUAGCGCUAAGUGUGUACCCGUGUUUGUUCCACGUAACGACACGUGUGGCCAGCAACUUUGCGACGUCUCACCCGGUGGGUAGAGAUUACAAUCCUUGUUUGAUUUGCCAUGGUUGGACCCUUCAGAAGAGUUGGCCCUGCCUGCGAUUCAUAGAUUAUCCCCUUGGCAGUAGCAUUACAAAUAUGCGCCAUUUUGAAACGACCUGCGAUGUGCUGCAAUGCAAUGUGUCCCAGUCAAAAGCGCUGGUUGUCUCGCAGUGCAAUCGUAGCGGCAUGUCACCGCGGAGAUAUGGCGUGGUUGACGACGUUAUCUGCCCAAGCUGUGGCAACUGUAACGUCUUAGGAUUACGACGGCGCAGUCGGGCGUUACACGCAUAGUUGGUAGGUGUCAGGCGUGGUGUUCGUUUGUGGCGACUAAUGUCCACAUCCAGUGGCGUUUGCUGGUUUGUCCUAGUUCUUGGCGAAGCAGGCUCUUUUGUUAACGAUUGCACGGAGUCUAAUUGGCAUGAGGCCUACUGGCGACUUCGGUGGGCGUAAGACGCCACCGUACAAUGGUACAAUUUUAAGCCAGAAUUGUCCGCUUUUGGGCGAUGGCCCUUGGUAUACUGUGCUGUACCGAAACGACGUGCAAUGUACCAGGAUAAGUCAGAAAUACAAACGAACAUUGUG